AUGGAUAAUAGUUGUGUUGCUGAUCUUUUGUUGCCUUCGGGAGGGUGGGACGUCCCUAAGCUUAAACAUCUGUUUGACCAAGAGACGGUGAUAGCUAUUCUGAAAAAUGGUUCCCCCCCAGGUUCGGGUCAGGAUAGUUGGUUGUGGACCUUGGAAAGUAAUGGGCGAUUCUCUAGUAAAUCGGCUUAUCUGUCCCAGGCUUUGGAGAGAGCUCCCCAGUGUAAUGUUGCCCCCGCGCUCUGGAAUAAACUUUGGAAUAGUAAAAUCAUGGAGCGACAUAAGGUUCUUUGGUGGUGCAUUCUUUCCCAAGCUCUCCCUGUUAGAGCUGUGAUUAAACGAAGACUUCAGAUUGAUGAUUCCAGUUGUCCGUUGUGUGGUAGGGGUGAGGAAACUAUGGAACACUUGUUUCUUACCUGCGAUGUGGCGAUGCACUUAUGGAGGUCGUCUCCGUGGGGGAUUUUCCCUGUGUGUGACAUCGGUGUUCGUGUUUGGGAUUGGGUGAAGUUCAUUUGGAGCCUUAACAGCCGGGGUCUCCGAGUGGACGAUGUCUUCCUGUAUGCCUCGUUUGUAGUGGACAACAUAUGGAGGAUGCGCAACGACGUCAUACAUAAUAAUUGCACUCCUAAUGUUCUUAAAUAUAUUGACCAUAUUUGUUCUUCUUUUGCAGAUGCACAUACUUCUCUAUUGCAUAGUCCUACUCCGCCUGAGAAGGACACCUGGAUGCCUCCACCGCUAGACUGGAUAAAGUUAAACUGUGAUGUUCGCGUGGGUUUGGAGAGUAUGUGCAUAGCUGUUGUUGCUAGGAAUCAUCUAGGGAGGGUGGUUUCUAUUCACACGGCUAGAUUGGAUUUCUCGGAAGCUCUUUGCGGAGAAGCGGCGGCCUGUUGUUUGGCGGUGUCGGUUGCUUUAGAUUUAAAGUAUAAUUAUGUUAUUGUGGAGAGUGACUCGAGACUAGUAAUCAACGCUCUCAAUGGGAAGGCGACUCAUUGGGCUCUUGAGAACUAUGUCUCCUUUUGUUCUAAGUCUUCUCCUUAUUUAAUGUGUUGUAAUUUUUCAAAUGUUAGUAGGAACUGUAACUUUGCGGCACACAAUGUCGCUAAGUGGGCCUUCACCCACCAAGUGUUUGGAUCGAUCCCGAUCAAUUCUGUUCCGGAAAACAUUUUAUGUAACGACCAUGAGGUCUAG
Molecule: messenger RNA, 1185 nt
Organism: Cannabis sativa
Lineage: Eukaryota; Viridiplantae; Streptophyta; Magnoliopsida; Rosales; Cannabaceae
Exons: 1
Coding region: 1-1185 (394 amino acids)
Molecular function (GO): nucleic acid binding; RNA-DNA hybrid ribonuclease activity
Source: RefSeq, a predicted model, not a curated record